AUGUCGGACCAUGAGUUUGGCGGAAGCAACGAUGACCUAUCGCUGCCCAAAGCUACCGUUCAGAAGAUUGUCAGCGAAAUAUUGCCACCGCAGACAGGCGUCUCUUUCGCCAAGGAGGCUCGUGACCUGCUCAUAGAAUGCUGUGUCGAGUUCAUCACCCUCAUCUCGUCCGAGGCCAACGAGAUCUCCGAGAAGGAAGCGAAAAAGACCAUUGCCUGCGACCACAUCACCAAGGCGCUAGAACGCCUGGGCUUUUCCGACUACGUGCCCGCCGUGCUGGAGGCGGCGGCCGAACACAAGGAAACGCAAAAGGGGCGAGAGAAAAAGGCAGACAAGUUUGCCAACAGCGGGCUGUCUAUGGAGGAGCUCGCUCGGCUGCAGGAAGAGCAAUUCGCCGCGGCCAGACAGCGCCACACAUGA
Trichoderma reesei QM6a is the source of this 420-nucleotide messenger RNA. RefSeq lists its product as uncharacterized. Gene Ontology annotation, cellular component: negative cofactor 2 complex. The transcript has 4 exons. Lineage: Eukaryota; Fungi; Ascomycota; Sordariomycetes; Hypocreales; Hypocreaceae. Gene Ontology annotation, molecular function: general transcription initiation factor activity; core promoter sequence-specific DNA binding; protein heterodimerization activity. The record is from RefSeq and is a predicted model, not a curated record. Gene Ontology annotation, biological process: chromatin remodeling; positive regulation of transcription by RNA polymerase II; negative regulation of transcription by RNA polymerase II. Bases 1 to 420 code for a protein of 139 amino acids.